ACACUAAAUAUAAAUACAGAGAAGAACAUCGCCAGCUGAGCUCUGUACUUGGAAGGAAGCAUUCUUCAUUUUCCGAUUCUGCUCCUCCUUCCCAUGGCUUCCUCCACCGUCAACCGAUGGCUGAGGCCCGAGGUGUAUCCACUAUUUGCAGCCGUAGGAGUAGCUGUUGGAAUUUGUGGGUUUCAAUUGAUUCGCAACGUCUGUAUCAAUCCUGAAGUCAGGGUGAACAAAGAAAACAGGGCAGCAGGAGUGUUGGAGAACUUUUCAGAAGGGGAGAAAUAUGCAGAGCAUGGUCUUAGGAAGUUCGUUCGUAACAGGUCUCCAGAGAUCAUGCCAUCUAUCAAUGGCUUCUUCAGCGACCCGAAAUGAUGGCCAAGUUUAAACCUAAAGUUUAUUGCUUGUUUAUGAUUAACUAAUUUCAAUUGUAUCAACUAAUUCCAAUUGUGUCACUUUACUCCUUUAUUUUUCUUUAAUUUAUGUACCUUUCUACUUAAUAUGAUAUCCGCAACCUUGUGUAACAUUUGUGAUUCAUUGAGCAGGCAACACUGUGAAAAAUUGAUCUUAAGAAAAUCAUGAGAACGCAGAUCUUCAAAGA
This is a messenger RNA of Solanum lycopersicum (tomato), 595 nucleotides long. Its product is annotated as NADH-ubiquinone reductase complex 1 MLRQ subunit-like protein. Lineage: Eukaryota; Viridiplantae; Streptophyta; Magnoliopsida; Solanales; Solanaceae. The record is from RefSeq and is marked validated.